UCAAAAAUCAUCAUGCGUGCGAACGAGCGGAUCGCCCUUGUAGGCGAGAAAUGCGUCCUGGUGCCGUAUCUCAAACGCCAUGUGGAGCACUAUAAUAAAUGGAUGCAGUCGCCCGAGUUGUUGGAGAUGACCGCCUCGGAGCCAUUGACGCUGGAAGAAGAGUACGAGAUGCAAGAGUCGUGGCGAGUGGAUGAGAACAAAUGCACGUUUAUUAUAUUGUCAAGAGAGAGUCCCAACCAAGAGAUCACCAGGACGAAUGCUCUUGCUCAAAAGAUGGUCGGAGAUGUCAAUUUGUUUUUUAACGAUCAUGACGACCCCCGUUCGGCCGAGAUUGAGAUCAUGGUUGCAGAGCCUAGUUAUAGACGAAAGGGAAUGGGCUUGGAGGCGCUCCGGAUGAUGAUGGUCUACGCACAACAAUCUCUUGGCACAAGACGCAUCACCGCCAAGGUCUCGACCGAGAACAAGGGCUCGAUCCAGCUGUUUCUCACCCAGCUCGGUUUUGUCCAAAUUUCGUACUCUCAGGUCUUUGGCGAGGUCACUCUUGAACGCGUCCUGUCCCCCCAGUCCCCCUCAGCCGCCUCCGAUAAUACUGAUGUUGGCAAAAACACGAUACUGGAACAGUUUGUUACCAUUCAACUGGACGAGGACCAGCUUGACCAUUAAGCAGAGAGAGAGAAUAAACAUACUGCAGACAUGUAUAUGUACACUUACACGCCAAAUAGAUCGCCAAAUAG
Messenger RNA from Gamsiella multidivaricata, 734 nucleotides. Its product is annotated as N-acetyltransferase 9. The transcript has 7 exons. The record is from RefSeq and is a predicted model, not a curated record. Gene Ontology annotation, biological process: protein acetylation. Bases 13 to 663 code for a protein of 216 amino acids. NCBI's taxonomy places the organism in Eukaryota, Fungi, Mortierellomycota, Mortierellomycetes, Mortierellales, Mortierellaceae. Gene Ontology annotation, molecular function: N-acetyltransferase activity.